This is a messenger RNA of Durusdinium trenchii, 661 nucleotides long. NCBI's taxonomy places the organism in Eukaryota, Dinophyceae, Suessiales, Symbiodiniaceae. The record is from the annotation of a GenBank genome assembly.
GAGUGAGACACCGGCAACGAAGGCGUUUGCAGCAAACGCGUCUGAUGCUUCCACAGCAAACGCGGUGCUGCCGAAGCUUCAUCUCUGUGGCCGUGCACGGAACCUCUCACGUGAAUUGCGCUUAGCGAAGAAAAACCCCAAACUCCAAGAAGUUCGACAAGCGCAGGAGGAUAUCAUGGCAAAGGACUACGAAGCCAAGCGAACAUGGGACGAAUCGACCAAAUUUCUCGCCAUUGGUGGCCAAGCCACCAUGGAUGUCGCCAGCAAAGAGAUGGCGCUUGCGAAAUCGGAAGCUGACCUUGCAAAAGCAAAGGAGCUGUUGUCCCAAGCAAAUGAAAGUAGCGGUGCGCAUCUGCGGAGAGCAGUCCAUCUGGCAGAACGGAAAGUUGUGCAAGAUCGAUGCGCCGUUCAGAAGGCUCAGGAACUCAAGCAGAUCGAUGCGCAGCGAAAAGAACUACAACAGGAACGGGAGAAGAACGAGCAGCAAAUGCGCGAAGCUUUGGGAAAGGUGAAGGCGCUGAACAACGAGCUUUCUAGGGCUCAAUGUGACUUGCGAGCUCCCUUUAUUGCAGUGCGCUUCAAAGACAAACAGUUCCCAGAGUCUGGAUAUUUGGGAGCUUUAGAGGAUGCUUUGGACACUGAGUGGUUUCACUUCCGGUGA